Messenger RNA from Dermochelys coriacea (leatherback sea turtle), 2485 nucleotides. It is a transcript of the gene FSHB, whose product is annotated as follicle stimulating hormone subunit beta. NCBI's taxonomy places the organism in Eukaryota, Metazoa, Chordata, Testudines, Dermochelyidae. The coding region runs from base 163 to 558 and encodes 131 amino acids. The record is from RefSeq and is a predicted model, not a curated record. Gene Ontology annotation, biological process: G protein-coupled receptor signaling pathway. Gene Ontology annotation, molecular function: hormone activity. The transcript has 4 exons. Gene Ontology annotation, cellular component: cytoplasm; extracellular region.
GUUUCUGCUCAGUCCCCUGUCACAGCAUGCAAAAGACAGGUGGCGGUGAGCUGGAAGAAGGGCAGGAACAGGUUGUAGGAUAUUCUGCACACCGUAGGCAAAAUGCUCCCUGCCAUUCUACAGCAGAGGGGAUCUCUCAUCUGCUGAUCACAGCAGAAAAGGAUGAAGACAAUUAAUUGUUACUUGCUGUUACUUUGCUGGAAAGCAAUUUGUGGUAAUAUCUGUGAGCUGUCCAAUAUCACCAUAGCAGUGGAGAAGGAGGAGUGCAAGUUCUGCAUUAAUGUGAAUGCCACUUGGUGCUCUGGAUACUGCUUCACAAGGGAUCCAGUGUAUAAGUACCCACCGGCAUCAUCAGUUCAACAAACCUGUACUUUCAAGGAGCUUGUUUAUGAAACAGUGAAGAUCCCUGGUUGUGCUGAUCAUGCUGAAUCAUUUUAUUCAUACCCAGUGGCUACAGACUGCCAUUGUGAGUCAUGUAAUAUUGACAACACUGACUGCACUGUGAGAGGCUUAGGACCAAGCUACUGCUCCUUCAACCAAAACGAAAGCAAAGAAUAAUGAGAACUGGAGAUGUUAGUUUAGUUUUGGUUUUCUGUUUUAAGUAUGUAAAUGUAUUUUAUUAAAAUGGUACAAAGAGGGAGGGACAGCAAACAAAGAAAUUUACAUACAGCCAAGUUUAAAACAAGUAUAUUAGCAAUAUAUAAAAUAGAGAGCUACAUCUUAUAUUUGUCCUCCGUGGCUUCCUCUCACAUUACAAAUCAAGGUCAGUUUCUUUGUGAUCAAUUUCGUCGCCCUUCUGACAUUUCUGCCCUUAUCUCAUCCAACACUCCCUUCAAUUCUCUACAUGCCUCCAUUCUGUCUCCCCUCAUGGCUCCAUUUGUCUCCUGCUGCUCUCAGCUUCGCAUCUUAUUCCAUGCCAUCCCUUUUGCUUCACACAGCUUCCCACCAAGCAGCUUUUAUCCCCUCAUUCCAUUCCCCCUUAGAACACAUUUAUUUUUAAAAGCCUUCCAUCAUUGAUCACCUUCUCAACAAUGUCUGCACACCUAUUUUUUCACUCUUAUCCUGCAUAUCUUAAUUAUCUAAAUUAGACUAUACGCCUCUCUGGGCUGGGACCUUCAUUUGUAAUGUGUUUUGUAAAGCAUCAUGUACAUGUAAAGAUAUUAAUAGCUUGCUCAUUAUAAGGAUCUAUAAACAAAGCCCAAGAGUAAUAUUUGCAGGUAGGUCUUAGGGUAGGUCCACGUAGCAAUUAAACACCCGCGGCUGGCCCUGAUCAGCUGACUUGGGCUCAGGCUGCAGGGCUGUAAAACUGCUGGGAGCCCAGUCUCUGAGACCAUGCAAGGUGGGAGGGUCCUAGAACAUGGUCUCCAACCCAAGCCCAAAUGUCUACACCGCAAUUAAAUUGCCCCAUAGCCUGAGCCCUGCAAACCCGCAUCAGCUGUCUUUGGGUCAGCCACAGGUGUUUAACUGCAGUAUAGACGUACCCUUAGUGAUUUAGGAGCCUACAUACCAUUCUAAAAAGUGAAAGUCAAUGGGAAUUAGGCUUCUAAGUCAUUUUUGAAAAUGGGACUUCAGGUGCUCAGUCACUUAGUUGCUUUUAAAAAUUUUACCUCAAAUCUUUUCAGAGUCAUUAUAUUUCCCCUUCAUUGUGGAAUUCUACACAAGAAUGAGGGAUCUUUCUUACCUAGGCCCCAAUCCUGCAAAGACACACUGCUUAACUUUAGACACCGUGUGUAUAGUUAUUCACAUAUAUAUGUCUUGGGAGGAUCAAGGCCUAGGUUGGCAAGAUCCCUUAUUCUUUCAUACAAUUCCACACAAUUGAUGUGAUGAUAGAUUUUUAGAUCUUUACAACAGUUUUAUAUUCAACAAUUGUCUUUUUUGCAGUGAUAAUAUUAGUUUAGUAUUGAUUCUAUAUGGUAUAGUCAUCAAACUAGUAGAGAAAAUGUUUAGUCCAUUGUAUGUACAAAUGGAUAUUAAUGCUUAAGGUUAUUAUGCAUAUAAUUAUCUAGGGGAGAUUAUUAAUAGGGAAAUCUCUCUUAUCAAUAGUAUUUAACUUAUUUAAUUUCAAGACUUUUUUACUGAAAAAAAUAGUUCUCAUGACAAUUUUGUUUGUGAGAUGUCAUUUUGGAGGUCUUUAUUGCUCUACUGAAGUUAUAAGAGACAGAACAAUAAUAUGUAUAUUGAACCUGAUUCUCUUUUCGCUUAGACCAGUCUUAUACUAGAAUAACUCCAUUGAUGGCAGUAGAGCUACUUCUGAUUUGCAUUGGUGUGAGUGAGAUCAGAAUCAAAGUUAUUACUCAUAUUUGGCCCCAAACCACCACUCCUUAGUCAGGCAAGGGAAUUUUAAUUGAAUAAGUAUUACAGGAUAUGGUCUUUAUCUGCAGUGAGAUAGAGAGAGAGAAUAAAUGUGCCUUCAAAAGUGCUUCUGUAAAUUCUAUCUGUGCCUGUUUAUGACUCUUGGAAUAUUAAAAAGGAUUUUGUUGCACUU